Messenger RNA from Helobdella robusta, 2806 nucleotides. RefSeq lists its product as hypothetical. NCBI's taxonomy places the organism in Eukaryota, Metazoa, Annelida, Clitellata, Rhynchobdellida, Glossiphoniidae. The record is from RefSeq and is a predicted model, not a curated record. The coding region runs from base 268 to 2142 and encodes 624 amino acids. The transcript has 3 exons.
UUUUAAUUUCAUUUAUUUCGAAAUCUUCGUUUAUAAAAUCCAAGUAAAAGUUAGAUUUAUUGGGUUUUUAAGAUUAAAAUCUAAAUUCUCGUUAUUAUUUCGACUGACCACUCAAGCUAGUAUCGUUAUUCUUCGGUGUAUUUAAUCAAACAAAUAACUAAACAAAGAACAUUUUGAAUUGAAUAACUCAAAACUUACUUGAAGAAAAAACCAACCGAAUUAAACCCCGUAACCGAAGAGACGGUACCGAAUACCGAAAUACCGAGAAUGGCCGGUUAUAUACCGCUGGUGAAGUGUCGGGUAUUGUAUCUGGGCAGUAGCAUACCAAUUGAGACGUCGGUCGGUUUGGAAGCUGUGCAGCACCCACUUCGUGAACGCUACGGCUGUAGCGACGUUGACGGCGGAAGAGCUAAGGUGUCAGGCAUAGACAGUACCCUGACGGUCUACAGUAGCGGGAUUUUGUUGCAAUACAUGGACGAUCCGACCGCCUGCACCUGGUUCCCGAUACAAACACUCCACGUCUGUUGCUCCGUGAAACCGGUCAGAACGGGAUACGGUUGCAAGUUUGUACCGACAGACUCGCUUGAGGCAGCCGGCAGUGUUGAGCCUCCGAUAUUUGCAGCCAUCACAAGGAGGGCUAAAGGAAUCAAAGUGUUGGAGUGCCAUGCAUUCAUCACCAAAACUGACGAAACCAGUUUCGCCCUGGUGCAGAGUUGCACCCACGCAUUUCAGCACAGAGAAGGCUGGCUCCAGGACCAACCACCCAUCGAGACUUUGAUCCAAACAGCCGCCAGAUUGAUUCCAGCUGAAAAGGCUCACAAAGCCAGGAACAAUCCUGAUGUUGGGAGCUUUUCCUUCCGAGACAAAGCUAAAAGGUACACUCUGGAUAAUCUGUCCCUUGAUGAUGAACCCAGGAAAAUUUAUUUGGAAGAUUAUAUGAAGCCGGCCCCUGAACCACCAAGACCAAAACCAAAACCGCAAGCACAACCUCGACCACCCCCUCGACCAGAUCCAGAACCAGAAAAACCCGCGCCAGCGCCAGCAGCGCAACCUGUCAAUCAACAACCCAUCAUCCAGAUCCUUCCACAAACUGCAAAUUCUGGCCCUCAAAAUUAUCCCCCCGCAACGUACUUCAUCCAAGUUCCACAACCUGCUGCUUCUGCUCCAGAGCCAGCCAAACCUCUACCGCCACCAAUUCAAGUGGUGCAACAACCACAGCAACCGCCGCAAAUACAAUAUGUUCAGCAACCAGCGGAACCAAAAACGCAGUACGUACAAAUGCUGCCUCAAGGCCAGUUAGUACAGUACCAAAAAGAGCAGCAGCAGCAACCGGCUAUGCAAUGGUCUCUGCAACCGCGAGUUGUACAAGUACCCAACCCUGCUCCUCAACCAGCUCCAGAAUCCAAGGUACCUCCACAAACGGUGAUCAAGGCAUAUUUCUCCAACUGGGAUGACACCCCGCAUAAGGCCGUCAUGGUCUCCCCUGAAUCGCCCUACAAAGAGGAACCCGCCUAUCCUGUCGACGAAGAAAAACGCAAAAAACGUCACCACCAUCACCACCACAAAAAGGAGAAGCCAGCUAACAACUACUACCUAAUAAGCACUGAGAAGCAGCAAGACAAGAAGAAAAAGAAAGUCGUGAAGAAGAAAGAUAAAGACGAGAAAGAAGAAGAAACAUACUACUUCUUGAAGAGGCCACAGCAGUCAAUAAAGAUAAAGCAAAUAGAUGAAUCAGACCCUGACCCUGCCCCGGCACCAGUCCCAGCACCAGCACCCCGAAAGUGUAAAGACGACGACGACGAGAUCAUAGUUUACUAUCCGGAGGGCGAGCCAGAUGACGAAGAAGAAGAAGAAGAAGAGGAACCUACAUCCACACACGAAAUUCGAUACGGAGAUAUGGUCCUUAAUAGCGGAUCUAACCAAGGCAACUACCCACAAUAUGGAGAUGAGGAAGAAGAAGGAGACCAAUAUGACAAUGCUUACUAUCCGCCGUAUAACGGGGGGGUGAUUGUUGAAGGGGGCCCAGGAAGGGGCAUGUAUCAGGCCCAGGUCGAUUACGGUCAAAUGGGCUACGAUUUUAAUGGGUACGCCCCUUAUAACCCGUUCACAAAGGGCAAUCCCGAUUUUGUUUAUAGAUACUAAUAGGAUGAAACAAGCGAAGGGUACGAAGGUUCAAAAUGAGGUUUCAUUGAGUGUUUCAUGGCCAGUUUAUGUAACUCUAACUGCUGGUUUUAAUUUGAAAAAGUAAUUUUUAUGUUAAAGUUAACAACUGUUUAAGAAACAGGCUGAAAAUUUUAUAAAAAAUUAACUUGAGAUAAUUAUUAAAUUUAAAAUAUAAUGUUUCAUUUAAUUAUCUGUGUUACUCAGUUGAAUUUUAUUGAUAAUUUUGAUGUUUUGUGGCACAAAAACGCAAGGAAAAAAAUUUAACAUUUAAAAUUUCUUAAAAUUAUAACAAUAUUCUUCUAGAUCUAACACAUCUUUAUGUUUUAUUCUGUGUGUUACAUGUUACAAACACACACACACACACACACACGCACACACACAUACCCUACACACACAAAAAACACACACACACACCUCUUUAUUAUUAUCUUUAUAAUUCAGCCAGUUUAUCGUUUGAUGUUCUAAUAUAUUGAAGAUUAUCAAUUGUUAUCUCGUAACAUUGAAGUAUGGUCUCUUUCUCGAUGUUUUUCAUACCAAUUAAUUAAUUAUACGAAUCAAAUAACUUAAUUAAUUGAUUAAUUAAACAGUUUAUUUAUUCAUUAAUUGGGAAUUAAUAAAAGAUUUUAAAUUCGACAAAAAAAAA